This is a messenger RNA of Guillardia theta CCMP2712, 327 nucleotides long. RefSeq lists its product as hypothetical. The record is from RefSeq and is a predicted model, not a curated record. Lineage: Eukaryota; Cryptophyceae; Pyrenomonadales; Geminigeraceae. The coding region runs from base 1 to 327 and encodes 108 amino acids. The transcript has a single exon.
AUGCGUGUUGCAUCGAUAUAUAACAACCGGGUGAUCCGGCCUUGGCAUGUGAGCAUGGGAGGGAUUACCGUCAUGCUCGCGCUGUUGUUGCUGCUGCUCGAUGCCAGCAUCGGCUAUAUGGCGAUCAUGCAGCUGCGUCCCGUCCAUCCCGCACAGUUCGACGACCAGAUGCACGUGAGAUUCAGGAGGAUCGUCAGAGACAGGGGCUACCCGCAGCACCUCUCCGCCUGCCUCGAUGACAGGGAUUGCGGACCGGGGCUGGUGUGCCAGAGCUACACCUACGGGAAGUUCUGCACGCUGAACCUGAGGGUAGACCGGGUAGAAUGA